GAGUGGCUAAGCUAGCGCGAGUCAAUAGGGCCAUCUGAGCAUGCCAAUAAAAAACAACAUAUGCACACAUGUAAAUCAUCGAUGACCGAGGCAAACACUAGUGUUGGCUAUGUUUUCAGGAUAUAGUUAUUAAAACUACUACUAUUGCAUGUCAAUAAUUGCAGUAUUAACUGCAACAUUUGAGAUCCAGAAGCUCUGCAGAGGAGAGGGUGGAGUGAUAUCACAUUGUUUUUUUUCACCGCUGAUAUUCUUAUAAGGUAGCCAGCUGCAUGUAACCAGUUUAUAUUGUUCCUUGUUCUUCAGAGGGAAUUUGUGUAAACUUUCCUUUGCCCAUUUCUUCUGUUUCCAAAGCCUCUAAAUGCACAAUUCGCCAUGUUGCCAGCCGUCAGUUAACUCAGACUGAUGCUGCAUUCGAGGAAAGUGGGAAGUCAGAGUUUCCAACCACCGAUCUGGAAAAAAUAUCAUUGGAAUGCCUCCACUAAUUUAUCCCUUACGAGAAGGCAGGUUUGCUGGAGGUCAAAAUGUCUUUUGAUGGCCAAAAUAAAAAACAACUUGUCAGGAUCAGCCAUCUUUGCUGUCUACAUUCGCUUGGAAUGCUUUCAGUUUGCAACUGGUACCCUCUGAGUGGUAUAAGUCCGACUUCUCACCUUUCUCGAAUGCAGCGUGAGCAUGAAUGGCCGAAGCACUCCUCUCUAAUGUGGUUGUAUUGCGCAUCUAAAAAAAUAAUCCUGCAGAAUGAAAUGAAUCACGGCAGUUUGGUGUGAGAUUCUUUUGGCUGUAUGGGUGUUUUGGAACAAUGGUCUGUGUUUUGAAUUUAUUUGACUAUGUUGGAUCUGUUCGUAGAUCUAUAUGUUUUUUUUUUUGGGCAUGCUAGGAAGGUGCCAUUGACUCACGCUAGCUUAGCCACUCUGAAACCCUGAAACUAAGAAAUAACUUGCAAACUGCACGGAAUUUGUUGAAAUCAACUCCACCAACUAAUUAAACCCCUGCCAACUCGAACAUUAAGCCUAAUGUCAAAAAUUCUGAACUACCGCUUUAAACUCCCAAUCACUCCUUCUCCAGGUAUCACUUUCAUUGCCCACGUAAGUGUCAGGGUUUGAGGGCACGCAGGUGUGUGUGGGCCCAAACGCAGGCAAAGUGAAGCGAGGCAAAAAAGGCGGUGCAAAAAUGUUUUAAUUAAUGCCAACAAAAAACAAAGUACCAACAAAAUGACCGGGGAAUCCAAAAAGUCUUAACAAACAAAAGUCGGGCUAACAAAUCAACUUACUUCCAAAGCAGGACAAGGAACACGAGGAACUGGGGAAAAAACGCUGACAUGAAAGUGGAGAUUGCAUUGACAGAGACUCUGACAUUGACAAUGACGCAACAAGGAGUGAAAAGAAACUGCGUGCUUGUAUACACACAUGCAGACAAGGGGUAACGAGACAACGAGGAACAGCUGGGUAAUACAGGAGGACUCUCUAGGAGCAGGAACCACAGGUGAAAUCAAUGGGUAAUCAAAGGGACAAGUCACACUAGGAAAAAACCAACACAAAACCUAACAGUACCCCCACCCCCCCUCAAGGCAAGGAUCCCAGACAUCCCCUAGAAAAACAAAGUCCCAACAUAGCGGGCAGAAAGGGGCCCAGAGGAGGGAGCAACAUCUGCCCAUCAAAGCUAGUCAGGCGGGCGUCCUGGUCGGCCGACAUGGGCCGACCGGAUGGGUCGAUCGGGAGGGCGUCCGGGGCGCCAGACGUUUGGUGACCGCACGGGCCUAUCAGGCUGGCGUCCCAGAAGAGGGAGUGCUCUGUCGUCCAUGCCGCCAAGCGGUGGUAGGAAGCGGGGAGCAGCAUCGUCGGGGCGAGGGUCAGGAACUUUGGAGUCUGCUGGCGGGACAGCAGCGUGGUCGCAGGCGUCUGCUGGCGGGACAGCAGCGUGGUCCCAGGAGGAAAAAGGAGCGGUUGGCGCGGGCACAGGACUACGGGGCGUCGGCGCGGGCACAGGACUGCGGGGAGUUGGCGCGGGCACAGGACUGCAGGGAGUCGGCGCGUGCACAGGACUGUGGGGAGUUGGUGCGGGCGCAUGGCGUCGGCGUGGACGAGCACGCCGAGGCUUCCGGACGAUGUUCUCUGGCAGACUGGGUGGCACAUUACAUGGUGAAAUCGAAGGCGGGUUGUAGGAACUACGGCCCUUACCUGGGCGCCCCUGCUGGCCACCACGCGGAGGUCCAGGGUAGAUGGCCAAAUGGGAACCCAAGUAACGGUCCAGGGAAAAAGGCUGGGAAGGGGACGUGGAAUGACUGAAGCGUGACAAAAACUGAGGGGGUGAAAAAAAGGGCAUGGAAUCAAAAUCAGGGUCGGAGUCAGAGUCAGAAUAAAGGAGGUCAUAUAAAUUGUGAUCCUCCUCAAAGUCUGAAAAAUCAGAGUCCAAAAGAACAUGUUGUUGUCUCUAGGUGGGUUGAGAAUGGGAUAAUGGCUGUCGGCGUGCCUGCCGAAAAUGAAUCUUUCCUGCUGGGUCCAUGAGUGGUUGCGUCAUUCUGUCAGGGUUUGAGGGCAGGACGAGGAACUGGGAAAAAAACGCUGACAUGAACGUGGAGAUUGCAUUGACAGAGACUCUGACAUUGACAAUGACGCAACAAGGAGUGAAAAGAAACUGGGUGCUUAUACACACACAUGCAGACAAGGGGUAACGAGACAACAAGGAACAGCUGGGUAAUACAGGAGGACUCACUAGGAGCAGGAACAACAGGAGAAAUCAAUGGGUAAUCAAAGGGACAAGUCACACAAGGAAACAACCAACACAAAACCUAACAAAAAGUCCCCACCAGAAUGAGGGAGUCCACCUGCAAGGACUCCAAAAAAGGGUGGGUACUCUGAGUUGCUGUGUGGUGCAUUAAUACAAACAACCAUCCGGCCACCCUCUCGUCUACCAGGGUGUAUCUUAAUGUACAGGCAUUGAGCCGGGGGGCAAAAAGCAUGCCCACACCUGCUCAUCUCCUCUCACUGUGGGCAACUAAAGAGGGGAUGACUUUCCAACCUCUUUCAAGAGGAGUGGUACCAGAUUUCGACUACAUCUUGUCACCACUUCUCAACCUCACGCACUAGAUCGGACUCCUUCUUCCACGUACCAAGAGCCAGUUUCUGCAGCCAGGGAGCGGACCGCCAAAGGCCCCUCUUUGGGCUGCCACCCAACCACCUGUGCACCCAACCUCUUUGGACCCUCCCACAGGUGGGGAGCCCAUGGGAAGCCCAAGGGGAACCCACGUCGACUCUUUGGGAUGCGCCCGGCCGGGCCCAAACAUUCAACAUUGUGUCCCAGAUCCAAGCCAGUGACCCGCGUCCAGGCGAGGGAAAACGGAAUUCAUUAUAAUUGCUCAUCAUAAGAGGUCUUUUGAGACAUGCUUUGUCUGGUCCCUCACCUGGGACCUGUUUUUCAUGGGUGACCCUGCCAGGGGUACAAAGCAAGGGAUAAAGCCCCAGACAACAUAGGUCCUAGGAUCAUUAGAACAAACAAACCCCACACAAUGAUAAUUCAUUGGGGGAGUACUUCUGUAAUAUGCUGCAACAUGUGAUCAAAACUGAUCAAAAUGAGUCACAUUGACCCAUUGUUUUAAUUUGAAGAUUUGGUACAAUCAAAAAGAGUGGUUUCAGCUUUCCAAUGGCAUAAAAUAUCAACCAUUACGCUAUGAAAUUUAAUCUCUGAGAACAUAUGACUUCAGGUUGGGUUAUCUCUGCAUCAUGAAUUUUCAGAAUUAGAAGAAAAUGGAGUCAGAUAAUUUGUCAACAAACCACGAUUUGUCCUUCGCAACCAGCUUGCUAGUGUUACCGGACAAUCACCAAAGCAUAGCAAAAAAAAAAAAAAAAAAAAAAAAAAAAAAAAUGGCACAUCUACAUUUUGAUGAAAUAAAAAGGAACAAUUUCAUCCACAUUUCAGUUAUAAAAUAAAGACUUUUGUUUUUUUACUCGACUUUUAAAAUCAUAUCAUUCCCAUUAAUUUGACUACUGACCGUAUUAUUUAAAAAAAAAAAAAAAAAAAAAAAAAUAGUAAUAGGAAAUAAGUAAUAAUUGUCAACUCCUACACUGAACCCUACAUUGCUACCAGAGGGUAUGGCAACACCUUGCAUGGCAGCAGCACCACCCGUCUAAAGCAUUUUUGGCACAGCAAUAUUAUAGAUAAAAGCUCCUUACACAAUAAAUCCUAUCCAUUUACCAUUUCAUUUCUAGCUAAUCUUUAGGUUGCUCAACAAAUCAAUGAAUUCAACAAAGGUACUGUUAGGAGGUGCGACGAGGAGGGAUCCAAAUGCAGACACACGGUGGUUGCGGUGAGUAAUACUUUAUUUGCAACCACCACAAAUAGCGUGGCGGGUAGAGGUUGCUUCAUUUGGGGUAACUGAGCCGGCGUGAGACGUGGAAGCUUGGAGGAGGCAGGCGUGUAACCUCGGAAGGAGGCAGGCGUAGAAUCCGACAAGGAGCGCCCAGAAGACAGGACCUGGGGCGAGAGCAAAGUAGUCGUGAGCCGGGAAUCAGAGAUAUCAUAUAAAGAAGGCGAGAAGCAACUGACGGUGAAACCAGACAAGUUGAUCGGGCGACGUGGUGGUGCAUCCGCUGGGUUUUUAAGCUGGCUGAUGAUGAGUCACAGCUGGCUGCUCCACCCGUCUGACAAUCGACCUGUAAUCAAGCAAACUCCCCUCACCUGAGGCAGGGCUCAGGAAGGAGGGGCAGAGGCCCUAACAGGUACAGCAUCCAGCAAAAUUUAUUAAAAUGAUCCUCUAACUUAAAUACAUGUAGGCUCUAAUAAACCACAAUUGUUCUUUUGUACUAAAAUAUGUUGUUAGAAACACAUAAAAUGUUAAAUCAAUGGCAAUAUUUUAUAAUAUUUAGUCCAUAUUUUGACCGUUAGUUGGCGUCAUGGUUUGCGGGCUCGCAGUGAUGACGUAAAUGGUACCUUUCCAAAUGUGUAGCAUGUUCAACAAUUGCUUAUUGCUGCCUAAACUCGCGAAGUAAAAUGCCACAAUGUGCUGCUUUUGGAUGCAAUUUCCAAUCAAAUGGAAACAAAGGGAGUGAAGUGAGUGGUCAUGGUGGAAUUAUUAUUUUUAGUGAAUAAAUCUGCAUAAGUGGAAGCUUCUCCCCCUUUUUGGUCCCUGCAUGCACGUAUCCUACCCACCACGCGUUACAACUGGCGCCCAAACAUUUUUCCUGGAUCCUCAGUCAAGCAAGGGAUCCGUCUAUUUUCUGGAUCCGUCGGUCCCAUCGCGUCUGCAAUAAUGGUUUUGGAUCUGUCCAUUUUUUUUAUUCGGCGGUCCCACAGCGGCUUUUUGGAUCAGUCUAUUUUGUGGAAUCGACGGCCUGAUCGCAGCUGCGAUAUUUCCAUGGGAUCGGUCUAAUUCCUGGAUCUUCGAGUGGGUAAAAAACGCUGAUUUGGAUUAGUAUUGCUAUCUUUUUUGCUGACUAUUCUUCGUGGGAGUUUUCCCCAAAUCAUACUGAAUAAUUAAAGCACUAUGGCACGCUACAGUGACGACAGUGACUCUGACGUGGACCUUACAACAAUGUUGGAGUUCGUCAGGGAAUGCGUGUUUGCGUACUGCUGAGCUCCCGAGUGAAGAGUGGUCAAGGUGGAAAUAUUAUUUUUUGUGAAUAAAUGUGCAUGAGUGGAAGCUUCUCCCCUUUCUGGUACUUUUAUACACGUAUCCUAGCUACCACGCAUUACAAUAUACAAGACCUGGAUUACACAAGGUGUGCUCUUUGGCCUGUACUGUAUGUAAAGCACACGACAACUCUGGAUGCUAACAAUCUACAUAAUUAUAUUGGGAUAAGUUUGAAAACGCAAUAUGCUUACCUUGAAUAUCUGCUAAUAAAACCGGACUUCCCGAAUCCCAACAGCAUGCACUCUCGCUCCCAACCGGAGUUCCCAACAGGACUCUCUCGCAUCACCAGUUUUGCCCAACUUUUGUCUUAUCAGGUAUUUGCUGCACGCAUUUUUCCCUGAAGCUUGUCUUGUGAACGACCGACAGUGCUGUCCUGCUCUUCACUUUUCAGAUCUGGUUCAAAUAGGAAGGGUAGAACUGACGACAUAUUGGGAAAGCUAACGAGUGACGUGCUGGAAUUUCGGCAACGGGACCAGUGACGUCACGCACUGCGACGUAACAAGAAUGGCGACCUAUCACUUAAAAUAAUUUUACAAACUUUAUAAAAACAAAAACAUUAAGAGGGGUUUUAAUAUCAAAUUAUUAUAACUCAUACUAACGUAUCUUUUAAGAAUUACUUGUCUUAAAAAUAGAGGAUCCCUUUAAACUACUACUCUUCUAUUGUUUCUAGGUUCUUCAUAAAGCAAUUAGCAGUACAAUACCUUAGCUUUAUUUAUUAAUUAUAUCUCUGAACCAUUUACUGCAUAAGAGUACAAGUAACUCAUGAAAAGGAGAAACAGAGCAGGAGGGGAAAUUGAGUGCCCAAUUGCUUGCCCUUGCCACUUCCUCAUUGCUAUUUUCUUCUGAGGAUGACAUCAACAGCCCACCCAAGGAGCUUCUCCUUUCCUUUACCUUCACUGACCUUUUCCUAUUUGGGUCAGAUUUUCUCAUCACUCUGAAUGCUACAAAACAACCACCUGGAAAGACUUCCUGAUGAUGCUCCGUGGGACCUACCUAACCUGCUUUCAUUGCGUCUGGAUGCUAACCUCCUGUCUGAAGUACCUGCUAGCGCCUUUAGAGGGGUUCGCUCUCUAAGACACUUGUGGCUGGAUGACAAUUCCCUGACUGAGAUCCCAGUAACGGCCCUGGAUGCUCUACCCUCCCUUCAGGCUAUGACCCUGGCUCUCAAUAAGAUCACUUAUAUCCCAGACUAUGCAUUCGCCAACCUCUCUGCACUUGUUGUACUACAUCUCCAUAACAAUAGGAUCCAGAUCAUGGGCAUGAGAUGUUUUGAAGGUUUACACAGUCUGGAAACUCUGGAUUUAAAUUACAAUGAUCUCCAGGAGUUCCCUGUGGCCAUCAGGACACUGAGUAAGCUUCAGGAACUAGGCUUCCAUAACAACAAUAUCAAAGUCAUCCCCGAAAGGGCCUUUGUGGGAAACCCUCAGCUUCAAACCAUCCAUUUUUAUGAGAACCCCAUCCAGUUUGUGGGAAAAUCUGCUUUCCAGUUCUUACCAAAGUUACACACACUUUCCCUGAACGGAGCGAACUUAAUUCAAAACUUUCCUGACCUGAAAGGAACAACCAGUCUGGAGAUUUUGACUCUGACUAAGGCGGGUCUCUCAACUCUCCCUCUAGAUCUAUGUGAACAGCUGCCUCACCUCAGAGUGUUGGAGCUGUCACACAACCAGAUACGUCAUCUGCCAAGCCUUUGCAAAUGUUCUUCACUCCAAGAAAUAGGGCUUCAGCAUAACCAACUCACCCGGAUAGAGUCCAGCACCUUCCAACAGCUCAUCUCUUUAAAAAUGCUCGAUUUGAGCUGGAACAAGAUAGAGUGGAUCCAUACAGAUGCCUUUGCCCCUUUGCAUUCCUUGGUCAAAUUGGAUCUGACUGAAAACAGGCUGAGCUCAUUGCCAUCUGCAGGCCUAGAGGGUCUUACUCAUCUCAAGCUUAGAGGAAACAUUGAAUUGUAUGAUGCCUUCAGCAUCGAUCAGUUCCCUCAUAUCAGGGUGAUUGAGAUGCCAUAUGCCUACCAGUGCUGUGUUUAUGGUUCAUGUGAUAGCUACAAGACUGUCAGCCAGUGGGAGACUGAACAAAGCAAAACAGAUGAUGGCAUUCACAAGAGAACUGUUGCCAUUUACCCUCACCACACUGACACACAAUAUGACCCUGAGGACCUAGAGGAAUUCCAGCUGGAAAUAGAGGAGUCGAAACUUCCAGCCAGUGUCCAGUGUACUCCCUCACCAGGUCCUUUCCGUCCCUGUGACUCUCUGAUGGGAAGCUGGUUGGUUCGUGUCGGACUAUGGACCAUUUCCUUGGUGUCUCUGCUUGGAAACUCUUUGCUUCUUCUUUCUUUAUUCAACUCUAACUGCUCUCUGUCACCACUACGAUUCACAGUGGCAUGCAUGGGUGCCUCUAAUUUGCUAACAGGUGUUUGUACAAGCACCCUGGCCCUUGUAGAUGCAUUAACAAUGGGAGACUUUAGCCACCACGGUGGCCCUUGGCAAGGAGGCCUUGGAUGUCAGGUGACAGGAUGGGUGUGGGUGCUUGCCUCUGAAGCAAGUGUUUUACUUCUGAUGUUGGCAGCUGUACAAUGUGGAGUAAGUGUGACAUGCGCUCGUAGCUAUGGGAAAUCACCGUCAUUGAGAAGUGUACGUAUAUUCGCACUGUUAUGUUUGUUUCUCUCAUUCAUCCUAGCCUGUUUUCCUCUAAUUGGAAUUGGGGAAUAUGGAUCCUCGCCAUUCUGCCUACCGACACCUCUGCCACCUUCAGUCUCUCAGUUACAAUCUGCCUUAAUUUUUCCCUUAGUGCUUAUAAUGAUGAACACCCUGUGCCUACUCAUUGUAACAUUUUCAUACAUCCGACUAUACUGGGAAUUACUUAGAGGAGAAUGUGAGGGCUUGUGGGACUGUGCUAUGAUCAAACAUGUCGCCUGGCUGAUAUUCACAAAUGGACUCUUGUAUGUGCCGGUAGCUUUCCUCUCCAUCUGCUCACUGCUGGGUUUCAUAUCUCUCGAAGAGGAGGUGCUGAAAUCAAUUAUUUUGCUUCUACAGCCUCUACCUGCCUGCCUAAAUCCCCUACUCUUCCUUCUUUUCACACGACACCACUCCAAGUAUUUUUUCUGGUAUCGCUCAAAAGCACCUCUUCAGCUUCGCCGCGACCCCACCAUAGACUCAUUGGUUUCUGUGGAGACUGAGAAGAGCUCCUGCUCUGAAACAUCAACACAACUUUCUCUAAAUGAUGGUGAAACCCUGUGCACUAUGGGCUCUGCUGUCCAUUCUCGAAUGGAUCCAAUUCGAUUUUCUCAGUGCUCUUCCACUUCCUCAGUUCCCCUCAUCUCUAGCCAGACACCCAUUGUCAAAGCCAAAGGUAAAGAGAGAGUGAGAGAGCAAGGGAGCCAUGACAACAAAGGAUGUCUGAAGACUUUGACUCAAGAUACUUGCGAAAAUUGCCCGAUGCAUCACUCAACCACGACCAACUCUGUUGUUCAAAAUCCGUAAAUUACCAAGCUAACUGCCUAAAAAGCAGAAACAUUACAUUCAAAGGUCAUGUACAGUGGCAGGAAGACCAAUCUUGGGCCAAGUCCAGUAAGAACCUCUUAAUGAGAGCACAUGUAUCUGGUGAGUUCUUUUGAGACACAAUAAGUGGUAGACUGCAUCUCAAGAGGGAAAUGGCAACAAAAAGUUUCCUCUGCAAUAAGGAUUUAAAAUACCAUUAUGCAAAUGAAAAUGACACUUUAAGAAGCUAUCCAGUGGACUGCAUCAGUCGCAGACUUGCAUAUCUUCGAGAAAGAUCCAGUGAAAGCUGAGUCAUUCAUGAAAAAUAAGACACCCUGGAGAACUUGCAGCAUGGUGGACUUAAAAGAUAUCAAGAACAGAUUUCUAUGUAGAAAUGUUAUAUCAAAGUGUGAUUGAUCAUGGGAAUGCAACAACCAAGUUACAAAUUGCUGGCUAUGAAUAACUAUAUUUUUGUCUAUUCCUUUUAAUUUACACAAUAUAAAGGGAUUAAUUGUCAGGCACCUAGGGUUAUUAAGCUAACAAUUUUAAAUGUGUGCAACAAAUUAAUGUAAGUAACAUUGUUCUUUAUUAAAUACAGGAUAUCUACUCCACAAAAUAUGCUUGGGAAAAAAAGUUUGGUUGGGAUUUAGCAUUUAUUUUAACAUUUAGGGUAGACCAACAAUGUGUACACUUUAUGCAAUGUAACUACCUCUGAACUAGCACGGUAUCAAGUAGGGAUGCACCGCUUCCAGCAUUAGAUGAAAUGUUAUGGUGGGGUUGUUCACCCACUCUGGCCCUUCUCUGUCCUGUCAGUACAAUAUCUAUGUUGUAUAUAUAGUAAUGCAAAAAAAAUAAGACAUGCAAGUCCACGUACAGUGAAAGUUUCACAAAUUCAAUGAUUACUUAAUUGCUCCACCAUUACAUAAUCUAACACCUCAAAAAAUGACAACCUGCUCAUUACCUUUGUUUAAAACAAAUUCCAGAACAUGCAACAAGUAUUACAAUGUACAACUCCAGUUGUCCUGGCAGGUAUACUUUAGAACUGAAAUACAUAUGUUACAAGCUGCAUUUACCGUUAGGUGAAAAGUGCAGCAAUACAGGGAGAAAACAAUAUAGUUCAAUGUUAAAAAGUGAAUGGUAGAUAACACUUUACUCCAGAAAAAGUUUAAGUGACUAGUAUGAAAUGUUCAAGAAGUUAUCACAUCAUGCUUUUAAACAGUAUUUAUUAAAACAAAACAUUUCAGCAUCAGUACUAUUGCAAGUACUUGAUAUUGGUGAAUACUCAAAUGUAAGUAUUGUCUGAAAUAAAAUGGUACCUGUGCAUCCCUAAUAUUGAGUCAUUACAGAUUUUAAAGCUUUCUUUUCCUAUUAUAAAACACCAAAUAUAUAUUUUUAAAAUAUAUCAAUUCAUAGACGAAUUAAAUACAAACAUGUGUUGCUAUGUAAGUUGUAAAUACUAUUGUAUACUGUACAAGUGAGAAAUACGGUUGAAUAAAACAAGCUUUAUUCUGUACAGCAACCACUCAGCCCUCAAUGCUUUAUGGAGCAAACAUCACUGUAUUCUCUUUCUCAAAACAGGCAACAAGCAGGCAAUGCUUAUAAAUAUGUAAAUACAUCAAAUAAUAACAAAAUGAACACUAAAAAAUGCAUACAGAUGCAUGGAAAAAUAUUUAGCUGAAACAAAGAUGGUUGAAACUAUAAAGCAGUUUUUUUUGCCAACUCAUUUUGGUCCUGCACAGCAUCAGGCAAUGCUCUCUUGCGUGACGGUACGUUCUGAUUUCGCAAAUUGUCUUUGUUGCUGGUCUCCAAGAAUCCCUGAGCACAUAGAUGUACACCAGUUUGUAAGCUAAACACUACCGUAUCGUACUAACUAAAUGUGCCGUCUAAAAUAGAUGUGUAGCAUUAAGACUUGCCUAAGAAAAUACCAUCAUUUGUAACAGCUGCUCAUUAUUGUACUAGUAUAAGUACUGUGAUCUGUGAUACUUAUUAAGAUCUUUUGCCGAUCAGAAUUAGCUAGUUUGUUUUAAUGAACAAAACGAACGAAAUAUUUUGCUUGUUGUAAAGUUGAAAGAAAUAUUUUUCUGUAUUACCUUCAUCUUCUGAACAGCAUGUUCCUCGGUCCAUUUCCUGGCCUUCUGUGUAAACAGCUGCUUGUUGUAUCUGAACUCUGAUGCCUGUGUAUAAAUAUUAAAUGGUAAAUAGAGAGGAUUUACUAUGUAUAGCAUUAUUAUCUACACAAUUGUACGAUCUUUUGUGUUGUCACUGUUGACUCUUCUGACAGUGCAUCAUGGGAGAGUGUGGUAAGAACCACCGUAUUUCUUCAUCAAGUUAAACCGAUUUUCAUAUUAAGAGGAGGCUUUAGCAAGGCAGGUGGCUCACUAAUUCUGCGUGGUCAAUUAUAUGACCUUUUGGGGGGGGCCUGCCUGAAUUUUUUUUGAGGGAAUUCCCACAGAGGAAACAAUAGCAGUGGGCGAUCGGGAGAUUCAGUCUUGUGUUCUGUCAUAUUAGUAUGCUUGUAUGAUGAUAUAUCACUGUGAUUAAUUAAAUGUUUCUCAAAGUGCUUCACAAUAGUGAAACUUGUUAAUCUGUAGUCUACGCUAUAGAUGCAAUUGUGGAAUAACUACGUUUGACAUACCAAGAGCUGAAUUUCAAAAAGUUGUAUAACCGCCCCCUUUUCUGUAUUAAAGCAACACUAGGUACUUUUCAAUCUUUAUAAAAUAUUUUCAUAACAUUUGUGAUGAUACGUCGACUGACAACUAGUUGAAUGACACCU
This is a messenger RNA of Corythoichthys intestinalis (scribbled pipefish), 11872 nucleotides long. RefSeq names its product leucine-rich repeat-containing G-protein coupled receptor 6 (gene lgr6). Gene Ontology annotation, molecular function: protein-hormone receptor activity; protein binding; G protein-coupled peptide receptor activity. The record is from RefSeq and is a predicted model, not a curated record. Gene Ontology annotation, cellular component: plasma membrane. The transcript is spliced from 16 exons. Lineage: Eukaryota; Metazoa; Chordata; Actinopteri; Syngnathiformes; Syngnathidae. Gene Ontology annotation, biological process: adenylate cyclase-activating G protein-coupled receptor signaling pathway; hormone-mediated signaling pathway; activation of adenylate cyclase activity. The coding region runs from base 6562 to 9102 and encodes 846 amino acids.